AUGAUUGCAGUCGUUUUGGAUCUAGCUGUUAUGGGUAAAGAGUUUAUUACUACUCAUUUGGAGCUUACCACUUCCACAGAUAAUAUUAGAAAGACUGAAACGCAAACAGCUGUUUUGGAACCAAGUUGCCAUAAAAAGAUUUGUGAGCAACCAAAUGUUGAAAGAUCUUCUAAAAAGCCCUUGAGAACCAAAGUUCAUUCUUAUGAUAGAACAGAACCAAUUGAUGAUGAUGUUAUAAUGCAUAUUUUGAGGCUUCGAGGCAAACUUGGCUGGCAAACCAAGUUACCAUCAUGUGAAUUACUAGCUAGAGAGGCUGAUAAACCUUUACUGCUAAAAGAUAGUGGGGAAUAUAUAUAUUGUCUUCAACGGAACAGGGACAACCUUACAGCUCCCUACAACCCAUACGAUUUACAGGCUGUCUCUACGAAUACAGCUAUGCAAAGCAAAGAAUAUUGGACUGUUACAGCUUCAUUUGUGUCUAAGGUGUGA
Molecule: messenger RNA, 489 nt
Organism: Opisthocomus hoazin
Lineage: Eukaryota; Metazoa; Chordata; Aves; Opisthocomiformes; Opisthocomidae
Source: RefSeq, a predicted model, not a curated record